GAUUUCUACAUUGUGGCCCUUAUUACGAAAUAAGAUUUAUUUUCAUUAAUUUUGAAAGAAUGUAUAAUCUAGAGUUAACAAGAGUGGAUUAUACUAUUGUUGGUGUAACUAAUCCAAAUUGUUUGCAAGUGAUUCCUGGGACAGUAGAAAAAGAAUGUCAAAGGGUUGCAGUUGCGGAUGUCGAUGGAAUCCUGCAGGUGUUUUCUGUGAAAAAAGAAGAUAUUCAAAUACAUUUCAAAACUCUUCCAGGACCGCCAAUAGUUUCAGUAAAAGUAGCUGGAGCAGCAGGUACAGCAAAUGAUAAAAUUUUCAUCGCGUCUGGUAUAGAAGUGAAAGGUUACACAAAAAAAGGAAAAUUAUUUUUAACCUUCGACUCUGGUAUGACUGAAUCUAUAAGUACAAUGUUUGUGUUGGGUAACGAUUUAUUUCUAUGUGGUAAACAUGUUUAUACACAUUUUAAAGAUUGUAAGGACAACGGCUCGUAUCUUUGUGGGGAUAAAAUUGUUGACGUAAUCGCUUUUUAUAAUCAAAAUAAUCGACGAUUAAUUUCAUUAAUAGCAUGUGAAGGUAGAAUGAUCAGAGCGUUGGAACAUGCAAGAGUAACUUUUAGCAUGGAAGUUGAGAGCACUCCAACGGUACUUCACAUUUAUCAAGGCAAAGAAAACGCUGUCGUUUUAUUUGGAACAACUGAUGGUCGUAUUGGAGUUCUAGAUGUUGAAACUUUACAAGGAUUUCAACGCUGGUUGAUGACAAAUUCUGAAAACGAUAGUCCUGUAUGUGCUAUGGAUAGUUACGAUUUAAAUGGAGAAGGCAUAAAGCAAUUAAUAAUAGGUAGACAAGAUGGCUCCAUUGAAGUUUAUCAAGUUAACGUUGAGGAUCCAUUAGAAGUACCGAAAAUCAUUUAUAAAUACAACUGUAAUGAAAGCGUCAGCUCAUUACAAUGUGGAGUGAUUGCAACAGCUGGAUAUGAUGAAAUUUUAGUUGUCACCUAUUCCGGACGAAUUUUUGGACUUACCACACAAGUCAUUGAAGCCAGCUUUGAUAAUUCUACAGCUGGAUACAUAGCAUCUGCUGAUACGUGCCAAAAAAUUUUUAAACUGAAAGCCGAUAUUGAAGAUAUUAGAAGAAAAAUCCAAAAAGAACGAGAAAAGUAUCAGUUAUCAUCAACACAUAUCUAUUUUAAUGAAGUCUCUGCUAUUCCUCUACUCAUGGUCAAAGAUGCUUUUGUUUUAGAUAAAAACACUGGAAUUUACAAUUUAUCAAUAGAAGUACCUACGGCCAUUGAUAACAUUCUCUUACAAUGUAAUACUGAAAUUGAUCUAAUGGAUGUGGAUAGAAAUUCUGCCGUAGUAAGUCACAGCAUUUCUGACAAACAGGAUGAAAAUUAUCUGCUAGCAACAUAUCGAUGCCAAAUCAAUACAAAUCGUAUAGAUUUGAAAAUUCGUACCUUCGAAGGCAAAAAAGGUAUUUUACAAAUAUAUGUUUCUCCAUUGGUGCAACCAAAGUGUAGCAGAGUUAUAAAGUAUGAGAUAAAGGCUUUAUCUCUUCAUUCCAGGUUAUAUCAGAUGGAUAAGAAUAGACCUUUCAAUACUCUUGCAAUAAAAGGAUCAUUUAGUCUUGGUGAAAUACAUUCAUGGAUCAAUCAAUGUUUACCAGAAGUUCCCGAAAAACCUCAAGUUACAGAAAAAACAAUUUUAGCGUUUAAAUUGUGUUUGCUGGAUAGUGUUUUGCAAUGCACAUAUCAGAAAGGAGAAGCAGAAUUCAUAUCAGACAAUAUUUCAACAAUUUCUAUACUAAAAGAAAAUAUCUCUUAUGAAGCUACUAAGAAGAAAAUCAAACUUGAUAUCAGUACAUCUUUAAGCGACGAAUCAAUAAAUUUUGUAAUCAAAGCAGCAGAACAGGAAAUAGUAAAACACCAAAAAUGUGCUAAUGAAGUAAAAUUGUUAAACGCUUUACAUGAAUUGGAAAUAUCCGAAGAAGAAACCGUUAAAUAUUUAUCCGAUAAGUAUAAAGAUUUAUUACAACGAGAGAAAGAAAUCAAAAAAACUUCUCAGAAUGGUGUCGGCUGCCUCGAGAAACUGUAUGGAAUUUUGUGCAAUCUUUAUUUGGACUAUUACAAAUUUAAAGGCGUGAAUAUGAAAAACGAAGAUAAAUUGAAGCAACUUUUACAGAAUUACAAUUAUGAAAUAGUAUUACAAUUUUUUAAAUCUAACGAGAAGCCCAUAUGAACUGCGAAAACUGAUAAUUAUCCGCCAUAAACUAGCGUUUGCAUUAUUAGUCAUUAUGUGCAUUUCAAGAUUCCACAAUGGGAAAAUGAUCAGAUUUUGUUGCAUAACAAAACAAUAAUCAAAACUGUAUAUUUGCAAGAAAGAGUUAAGUAUGUAAAAAUAAACAAGAGUAUAAUAAAAUAAUGUAAGAUAAAAUUGAGUUGGUACAGCAACUUAUGGACAGGUCAAACCAUUUGAGUGCUGCAUGUUUAUGAUUAAAAGUGCUUGAAAUGCACACCAAAUAUUAGAUUAAGGUUUGAUAUCACCAUUGCAGUUAUCAGUCAGAACUAUUUAAAAUGUUACAUAUGUUUAUAUAGAGUUAAUUAUAAAUUGGUAUUGAUCAAAUAAAUAUAAACAAUUUUAAA
Molecule: messenger RNA, 2632 nt
Organism: Diorhabda sublineata
Lineage: Eukaryota; Metazoa; Arthropoda; Insecta; Coleoptera; Chrysomelidae
Product: Bardet-Biedl syndrome 7 protein homolog
Exons: 14
Coding region: 60-2228 (722 amino acids)
Biological process (GO): intracellular protein localization; intracellular transport; cilium assembly
Cellular component (GO): neuron projection; ciliary basal body; membrane
Molecular function (GO): protein binding
Source: RefSeq, a predicted model, not a curated record